UUGACUUGUCAUAAGUAUUCUUAUCACUCAGCAUUGCUUCGAUUUUUGAGAUAUAACCGCUCUUAUCCAAAGCAACGUGACAUCACCCUUAUCCGCUUUGGUGAAAAUGAUAUCCGGAUGAUCUUUCAUAAAAUUUCUUUAGAAAAAAAAGUGUAUAAUUGACAACAAGCAUACGGACACUGUUACUAUUAAGGAAAAAGAGAAGUGCUGGCAAGACAUAAGCCGUGAGUUUAAUAGCAGAUGCAUACAAUCAAACCGAAAUGUGACGUCGCUAAAACAUUGCUGGGACAACUUAAAAAAAAACUCGACAACAUUUCGCGGAAAUACGCAAACAAGUUUUUGCAACAGGCGGCGGAAAGAUGACUGUUUCUGAUGACCCGAUAGCCGAAAGAGUCAAAUCUAUUAUUCAACCAUCGGUCGAUGGUUUAAAGAAUCCAUUUGACAGCGAUCAUGUAGGAGACCUAGAUGACGGAAAUGUGAAUCAGAAUACAAGCGACAAUGACGAUGUGUUUGAGGUUGAGACACUCGAUGAAGCAUAUUUGACACAGAAUUGGACUGACACUUACACUCCGGCAUUCGACACAUUGCAUUCGAUGAAAAGUAUUAAAUUACAAGUUCCGGCAUACGACAAUAAAGAAAAUGCAGACUCGGACCUUCUUUCAUAUGCUGAAGUAGAGACAGCUACAAGAACAUCGUCGAAAGAAAAUCGAAACCCUGUAAGUUUGAUUGUAAAACAAAAAUAUGUGACACCGAAUUGGACUGAUUGGACUCCGGCAAUAUUGCGUUCAAAGAAGAGUACUGAAUUACAAGUUCCGCCAUACGACAAUGAAGAAAAUGCAGACUCGGAUCUUCGUUCAUAUGCUGAAGUAGAGGCUAUAAGAACAUUGUCAAAAGAAAAUCGAAAUCCUGCAAUUUUGACUGCAAAAAAAAGACUGUAAAGCGGGGAAAACAGACGAGAAUAAGCGCUGUAAGACGCAACCAAUGUUUUUAUGAUUUAGCUCAAUCUAAAACUGAAUUAGUCGAGUUAAUGAAAGAAGAUCUCCGUGCAAAAUCUAAAAUAGAAAUAGAUAUUUUAAAAACACAACUACAAAAAGAACAACUAGAAGUUGAACUUCUGAAAAAACAAUUUCAAUCAUAUGAGAAUUAACUUUAUUAUUUUUAUGUAAGUUUAUUUAUAACACAUUUCU
Pseudomyrmex gracilis is the source of this 1187-nucleotide messenger RNA. RefSeq lists its product as uncharacterized. The coding region runs from base 360 to 938 and encodes 192 amino acids. Lineage: Eukaryota; Metazoa; Arthropoda; Insecta; Hymenoptera; Formicidae. The record is from RefSeq and is a predicted model, not a curated record. The transcript has 5 exons.